Messenger RNA from Catharus ustulatus (Swainson's thrush), 1236 nucleotides. RefSeq names its product taste receptor type 2 member 9-like. Gene Ontology annotation, cellular component: membrane. Bases 260 to 1213 code for a protein of 317 amino acids. The record is from RefSeq and is a predicted model, not a curated record. The transcript has a single exon. Gene Ontology annotation, molecular function: bitter taste receptor activity; G protein-coupled receptor activity. Gene Ontology annotation, biological process: sensory perception of taste; detection of chemical stimulus involved in sensory perception of bitter taste; G protein-coupled receptor signaling pathway. Lineage: Eukaryota; Metazoa; Chordata; Aves; Passeriformes; Turdidae.
AAUAGUCAAGAGUGACACUGGCCCCGGGUAAGGGGAUACCCAGCACAUUUACAUCCCUGCACCUGCCCUGCUCCCAGCAGCAGCGGCACCAAAAUCCCCCCCAGCACCAGCAGCAGCACCAGCAGCAGCAGCAGCAUCAGCAGCUCUAUAAAGCUCCUCUUGCCAUCCCUGACACUCCAGCAGCAGCAGCCACUGAGCUGCCUCAGGCACUGCUGCCACAGCCCCCUUGGCCAGCACAGCUCUGCUCCCCAGCUCCACCAUGGAAGCUUGUCACUCUCCACACCAAUCCAAUGUCACUUCAUACGGGACCACAGCUUUGGCCAUCAUCACCCUGGAGGCAUUUGCUGGCGUGUGGAUAAAUGCUUUCAUCGUUUGUGUGCUCUGCAUUGACUGGGUCAAAAAGAAAACCCUGAACUCUAAUGAGAAGAUCUUGUUGGUGCUGGGAUGCUGCAGAAUUUCCUGUUUGGGCUUUGCAUGGAUACGCAAGUUCCUACCAAUAAUUUAUCUCAACAACAUUAAUGUACACACUGAACUUCAACUGCUUCCAUCAUUUGCCAGGUUUUUUAAUUAUUUAAACUUGUGGGCUUCAGCUUGCCUUUGUGUUUUUUAUUGCAUAAAAAUUGCCAAUUUCAGGAACAGCUUCUUCAUCUACCUGAAAGCAAAAAUUGACAGGAUGGUGCCCUGGCUCUUGUUGGGGUCUGGGAUUUUAGCCUUCCUUAUGGGCAUUGUUACGUAUGACAUCAAUGAAUUUCAGCACAGUAACAACCUCACUGCCACCUGCCUUGAAAAUUUUUGGAAAGCAACUAUCAGAAAGGAAAAUCGCUUUUUUAUUUCAUUUUUCCUUGCUGGGUUUGGAUAUGCCGUUUCAUUCAUGGCAGUCAUCUUUUCUGCUGUUUUCCUUCUCUUCUCUCUCUGGAAACACAAACAAAAGAUGCAGACAAACUCCAUGAAGGACCUCAGCGUGGAAGCCCACAUCAGAGCCAUGAAAUCUAUUCUCUCCUUCUUAGUCAUGUACAGCAUCAACUUUCUAUGUUUGGUUUUGACAUUAUUUUAUGUCAUGAAGAAUGAAAAUAUAAUGACACUUCUUAUCUACAUCUAUCUGUUUGCUUUUCAAGGUGUUCAUUCCCUUAUUCUGAUUUUCAGCAAUCCCCAGCUGGAAAAGGCACUGCUAAAGAUUCUCUCCUGUGUGAAGUGUGAGUUUUGCAUCAAGUAGGAACUGUGAGAAAAUCUGGAACC